This is a messenger RNA of Ordospora colligata OC4, 594 nucleotides long. Its product is annotated as Rab GTPase. NCBI's taxonomy places the organism in Eukaryota, Fungi, Microsporidia, Ordosporidae. Bases 1 to 594 code for a protein of 197 amino acids. The record is from RefSeq and is a predicted model, not a curated record. Gene Ontology annotation, molecular function: GTPase activity; GTP binding. The transcript has a single exon.
AUGAGAUCUACUUACAAGGUUGUGUUUCUAGGAAGUUCAAAUGUGGGGAAGACAACUCUAAUGUCGCAGUAUCUGCAUCAGGAGGUCCAGAAAUCGUAUGGUCCCACGAUUGGUCUGGAUUUUGUUAGUACAACGAUAGUUGUUGGAGGAUAUAAGGUUCGACUGCAGCUGUGGGACACGGCUGGACAGGAAAGAUUCAACUCCAUCAUUCCAAACUACACGAGAAACUCGUUCCUUGCGAUAAUUGUGUUUGAUGUGAAGGAUGUGUCGUCCUUUGAGAAGAUAGACCAUUGGAUAAAUACUCUCGUGAAGACAAAUGAUGAAUCAGGUACUAAAAUCAAAGUCUUAAUAGUGGGGAACAAAAAAGACAUGGCUGAUGAGGCAACACUUGAGCGAUAUAGAGAGAUUGGUGCUAAAAAAGCAAGGAAGUACGAUGGAGAAUAUGUGUGUACUUCGGCAAUGAGGCGCGAAGGGAUUGAAGAGCUUGUGAACGCGGUUGACAGGCUUAUUGAGGAGGAUUUAAAGAGUCCUGAGGAAGAUGCGGUUUAUUCUGAGUCUGUGAGGUUUCCAAGGUUGAGGAAAGGAUGUUGCUAG